Pezoporus occidentalis (night parrot) is the source of this 4971-nucleotide messenger RNA. RefSeq names its product kelch domain containing 7A (gene KLHDC7A). The record is from RefSeq and is a predicted model, not a curated record. Gene Ontology annotation, molecular function: protein binding. The transcript has a single exon. Lineage: Eukaryota; Metazoa; Chordata; Aves; Psittaciformes; Psittacidae. The coding region runs from base 1598 to 3952 and encodes 784 amino acids.
CCACUCCCAUCCCCUUGGGCACCCUGUGCAAAGCCAUGAGGUGAAAUUCAGCAUCUCAGCCCUUGCAGGUGCUGGUGAUGGUGGGAAAUGUGCCCCAAGGAGGUUCAGAUGCUCCCCCCAUCGCAAAAGGCAGUGCCUGACCUCAUGCAGUGGCUGGUGGAGAUGAGCUGCUGCCCAGGAGGUGGUCUGGGAGGCUGUGGACACCAGGUAUGAGCUCAUGAGCCCAUUAAAGAUCAUGCAUAAAAACCCUAAAGACCCCCUAUUAAAGACCCAUGGCAAGACCUCCUACCACAUAUACCCACGACCCAUGCAGCAGGGACCCACCACACCUACACCACGUACAAUGAGCUGUUUUAGCAUCACCUGGAUUCAUUUCUCUGGCAAAUCCCACUGGAUUAAGGCCAAGCUAGUGAGUCCCUGCAUACAAACAGGAGCAGCUGCCCACCCCCAGCUACAUUUGGGCCUCGCAGGGCCUCAUUGCUUCCUGCAUCUCUCAGCAUGUAAGACAUUGCCCUCAGGGAAAAGGAAAUUCAUUCUAUCCCUUCGAAUUCAGCUCACUUGGCAGCAGUUACAGCAGGAUGCCAUUCCCAAGGCUCCCUCCUCUCUCCUUCCCCUGCUGCAAACCAAGCAUUGGGACCUGGCUGCCCCUGGGACGAUGGGGACAAUAAUUCCCCUGCGUCUUGGAAAUCCAGAACAGGACCAGACACAUCACUGACAUCCUUCCAGGGGGAGAGAGAAGCCGAUGUGGCACCGUCUGGCACUCUCUGUGCCUCAGUUUCCCCACAGUGACUCCAAUCCCUACGGACACCCCUCAUGCAGCAACACAUCACUUCAAAAUGACAACUCCCAUCCCUCCCAUCCCAGAUUUCUUCCUGGUCCCAAAGCUUUCAUUUACUUUCCUUAGUUCAUCCCCCUCCCCAUGCAUACAGAUGCAGGUCUUUAAAUGUGGCAGCUACCAGCUGCAGUUUAACUCCUGCUUUGAUUUCUUCUCCAGUGAUGGAUCCCCCCCUCCCAAAACCCCCAGGUCCUUUUUCACCAGCUCUUAAUUCUCCUGCCACUUCCACGCUGGCCUCGGAGAGACCCCAGAAGCUUUCAGGCUAUUUCCUGUCACCCUUCAUUAGCUAACAUGCCGCAAACAAAGGCUACUGAAUUAGUCACCCGCAGCUGCUGGGUGUCAGAGCAAAGGUCUACCCAGCACCGGGCUGCUUCCCCCUCCCUUUCCCACACCUGCACUCAGGGAUGAGGGACCUUUCCCAGACAAAACGACUUAUUUUCUCCUUUCAUUGCAUGUUUGCUUCUAAACAGCCAAAGAACCGAGCAGGCAGCACCACCGGGCUGCUCACAGGAGAUACGUUUCCUCCCUUCGCUUCCGUCUGAGCCUCUCUGUUUACCAGCCUAAUAAAGCCGGCUCUGUGCCACCAGCUCCGGGCUGCACCUUCUCCCCGGAGCCCAGCCCAUCCCAAACAUGCAAAGCUUGUCCAGAAGCCUCCUGCCAGCUCUGUCCGCUCAAAGUCACCUUGCCCCAAACCUUCAGCUCCACGCUCCGCGCUCGCUCGACAAUCAUUAAUCGGCUCCUCCGCAUUCCCGGCAUGGAAAAAUGCCCCAGCGGGUAGCCCCGUCCUGGCAUUUCGACAUGCCGCUGGCCGGCAAGCUGGUCCUCUCCGCUCUGCUCCUCCUGACGCUGGCGUACAGGUUCUAUAAGUCCCGUUUGAUUGCUGGGGGUAACAUCCCACGGGCCAGUGAAGAGCACAGGGAAAAUGCUGCCCGCGAUGGGGAUGGGGAUGAUGCGGUGGGGCUGCGGAGGAGGAGGGUGUUUGGGGAGGAGGUGAGGAGAGGUGGUGGGGAUGCACAAGUGAGUGGCACUGGGACACUGAGCACCCCCUCCCAGUGGGACUGGGGUCUGCCGAAGGGUGAGGAGGAAGAGGAGGUGGUUUCUGAACUGGGGUUGGCUGGCAAGAAAGUGGGGAUGGGCAGGAGGGCAAGUGAGCUGGGAGGUGAGGCAGGAACUGAGCCUGGAAGUGAUCUCGGAAUGGAGCUGGCAAGAAAACGAGGAAGUGAGGCAGGAAACAAACUGGGAAGUGAGGUGGGAAGCAAGCUGGGAAGUGAGGUGGGAAAAGAGCCAGGAAGUGAGUCAGGAAAUGAGCCGGGAAGUGAGCUGAGUUGUUAUGAGUCUGGGGAUGCAGCUGAAACCCUGAGCAGCUCUGGGGAGAAGGACACGCUUGCUCCCAGCGCAGGGCUCUCCCCCAGGACUGCUGCUGAUGAUGACAGCCUUGCCCAAAGCAUGGAGCAGGAUUUGGCCGGCAGAGGCAUGAGCCAGGAGGUUGAGGAGCACAGGGGGAUGAUCCAGACCCUCAGUGUCACCUCAGACCUGGCGCUAACGAUGACGACGAGCAGCAUAGGGUCAGACACCUCCUAUUCUUUCUCCUCGGUUGCGAAGAUCCAGGUAGAGGAGGGGUUCAUCACCGAGCAGCGGGCGAAGGACAGGGCCGGGCAGCCAGUCCCUGGCCUAAAAGGCAAAGUCUAUGACUACUACGCCCAGUCCAUCUCCCAGUCUGUGUCAAAGAGGAGGUCUCCCCCCUACAUCCCCUUGGGAACAUCCCAGUGCCACAGCUCAGAGCGAGUCAAUGAAGAGAUACAGCAGCCAGACCCAGCUUUGGCAAUGCGGGAUCCUACCACCUCUUCCAUAGUUCCAGCAUCUACGGGGAGCUUGGAGCCCCAUCCUGAGCCCCCGUCUCCUGGCCGCAAGAACAGCAUCCUCCACAUAGCAGAGAGCCCCCACCUCCAGCUGCCCAUGGAGGGGUUUGGGGUCACAGCACCAGUUGACACACGGUCUGCAAGCCCCUGGCUGGGGCUGGUGGCCAGUGCUGACCAAAUGCCGCCAUCCACCCACCUGGACCUGGGGAACUGCUACGAGGCUCUGUGCACAGCCAAGGCGCAGAAGCUCCACCACCUCCAGGAGGCUGCCUAUAAAGUGAUGAGUGACAACUACCUGCAGGUGUUGAGGACACCGUCCAUCUACGGCCGUCUCAACGCCGGCGAGCGGGACCUCAUCCUGCGGCGGAGGAUGAAGGGCAAGAUGCGCGUGGUCGUGGCAGACGUCAGCCUGCAGGAGCCCGGCCUCCACACCAGCCGUCUCUGCUGCUAUGAUGAAGGAGGGGACUGCUGGCAUCACCUCUGCCACGUGCCACCAGAGGUGGUCUCCCAGGGGUGUGCUAUGUGCAGCAUGUUCAACUACCUCUUCGUGGUGGCCGGCUGCAAGGGCAUGGGCCGGAUGCAGAGACCUUCCAACCGUGUCUUCUGCUAUGACCCCCUGACCAACAUCUGGAGGGAGAUCUGCCCCUUGAACCAAGCACGGCCGCACUGCAAGCUCGUGGCCUUGGAUGGCCACCUCUAUGCCAUCGGUGGUGAAUGUCUCUACACAGUAGAGCGUUAUGACCCCCGGCAGGACCGCUGGACCUUCGCCGCACCCCUUCCCCAUGAUACCUUUGCUGUGGCCCACACAGCCACAGUGUGUGAUGGGGAGAUCUACGUGACAGGAGGCACCUUGCGCUACGUGCUGCUGCGAUACACGGCCCGCUCGGACAGCUGGAGGGUUAGCCCGGCCAGCGGUGGCAAGAACAGGACAGCCGAGAUGGUGAGCACCAACGGCUUCAUCUACCGCUUCGACCUCCACCGUGGCACAGGCAUUGGUGUCUACCGCUGCAGCGCCAAGGCCAAGCUAUGGUAUGAAUGUGCCACCUACACCAUGGCCAACCCCAGUGGCUUCCAGUGCGCUGUAGUGGGCAGCUUGGUCCACUGUGUUGGCCGGCACUUCCACAUACGCUUCUUAGCUGACCAUAUCUCUCCACGCUUUGGGACCAAGGAGCUGCAGCCCUUUCCAUCGCCCCACGGCAGCCUCCUCCCAGCCGUCCUGAUGCUGCCAGAAGGAGGGAUGCCACAAACGCAGGUUUGAGGGAUCCAUGCAGCAGUGGUGGUGGCUUAGGCAUGAUGUGAUGCUGAAAGAUGGUAGAAGCCACCAGCCCACACUGGACCAUGUAGCGUGGGACCAACACUACCAGGGCAACGUCACCCACACAUACCACCAAGCAGGCAUCCUUCCAGGCCCUGUAAGCAAGCAGACAAACUGCCCUUGGAUACUGCCAGUAAACCCAGCCUUGAAGACACAAAGAAGAACAAAGCCGGAGCUGGGUGGACUUGUUUGCUUAGAGGUAUUUAAACAUAGGUGUGCUUGCUUGGACGCAAAUAAGACACAGCUUGCUGCAGGCUCACAACUCUGCACUGCCUGCAGGGUUAAUAUUGACCUGGACACACAACACACAGGGGAUUUUAGGGUGGAGGAAUAUAGAGGGAGGUUUGAUCGCUAAGGAGGUAUCACACCAUUGGCACCGAGCCACCACUGAGCCUUUAGGCUUGACUGUACACAUCACCCCAAGGCUGGUGGCUGGGGUGCCCUGCUCCUGUCAGUGCCUUGUUACCUGUUAUGUAGAAUCCCAGCCUGGUUUGGGUUGGAAGGGACCUCAGAACUCACCCAGCUCCAGCCCCUGCCACGGGCAGGGACACCUUCCAUAGAGCAGCUUGCUCCAAGCCCCUGUGUCCAACCUGGCCUUGAACACUGCCAGGGAUGGGGCAGCCACAGCUUCUCUGGGCACCCUGUGCCAGCGCCUCAGCACCCUCACAGGGAAGAGCUUCUGCCUUAUCUGCAACCUGAACUUCCCCUGUUUCAGUCUGAACCCAUCACCCCUUGUCCUAUCACUCCAGUCCCUGAUGAAGAGCCCCUCUCCAGCAUCCUUGCAGCCCCCUUCAGACACUGGAACCUGCUCUGAUGCAUGCAGCUUCUCUUCUCCAGGCACAGAUUUAUCUUCUCAGCACAGAAUUCUAUAUAUAUUUAUUUGUACGUGAUGUAAAUAGGCACUAUAGAUUUAUAGACAGCUGGUCUUAAAUGAAAUUAAAGUGAACAUUGGGUAAAAUUAA